AUGGCCGACCCAAAAUCAUCCUGCCUUCGGUCUUCUGACCCUUCGACUCCUCCCCGGCGGGUGUCUCAGCAGAGCGUCCGAUUCACAGACACGGACCAAUAUGUCCCUCUGAUCCCCAGCCGGCUGCGGGAGACCACGAUUCUCUCACCAGAAGACAGAAUGGCAAGAUCCAGCUCAGAGGGAGAUUCAAGUGAUCACCGCGGCCCAGAACUCCCCCCUCCGACCUUGACGGUCGACGAAAACACGCCUCUUAUCGCCGAACCAGAGCCCUUGAUGGACGAAGAAGGGGAAGAUGUACAAGGAGAACUCCUUGAACCUUCGUCGCAGUCGCUCUACGCUCGGAACAAUAUGCUAGGGGAUUAUCACCACAGCCGCAUUUGUGGUUUGAAGAACUGCGAUCAUGGGACCUUUUCUCCCCGAGCCCCUUCGGUCGACGAAAGCGAGGGGAGCAACAGCAUCUCCUUCGGUGGUCGAUACGCCGAUGAUAUCGGAGAGGACGGGAGUCCACGGGACCCGGUGCGAGGCAUCCUGGGUGAGGCUGUCACCGACACGCUCACACCUGGUAAAAACAGCUUGGGCACAACCAGAUGGCUGGCCGAAAGACACGGGAUUAAGAGUCACCGGUUCAUGUACUUCUCCUACUACUUCCCGUUCGUCAAGUGGGUCGGGCAGUAUCGAUGGAGCUGGUUACAGGGUGAUCUGGUCGCUGCUCUCACGAUGGCGUCCUUUUACAUCCCGAUGUCGCUGUCUUUCGCCGCAAACCUUGCACACGUUCCACCCAUCAAUGGACUUUAUUCCUUUGUCUUUCAGCCAUUGAUCUACGCUUUCUUGGGCACUUGCCCCCAGAUGGUCGUUGGACCUGAGGCAGCAGGGUCUUUGCUGCUUGGCCAGGUGGUCAAGACAUGCAUCGACAGUGGACAGUCCCACGAUGAUGAUUCCGAGCUCAACGCUGAAAUUGGCGGCCUGGUGACCGCAAUAGCAGGAUCCAUCAUCUUCGCCGCCGGUUUGGCUAGGCUUGGGUUCCUCGACAGCGUCCUCAGUCGACCCUUUCUUCGAGGUUUCAUUAGCGCCAUCGGAUUCGUCAUUCUUGUUGACCAGCUGAUUCCCGAGUUGGGUCUCACCGACAUUGCGAAACAAGCGGACGACGUGGCACAUGGGAGCAGUGCUCAAAAGCUAGUAUUCCUGGGUAGGAACAUAGGGGAUACUCACGCUUUGACGGCUGCGGUAUCCUUCGGAGCCUUCGGUAUCAUCAUGGUCUUUAGGUCUCUGAAAAAGAACAUGCAGCCUCGAUAUCACUGGGUGGCAUACUUUCCGGAUCGGUUCAUUGUGGUCGCCCUCUCGGCUGUUCUGACUUGGGCAUAUUCAUGGGACAAGCAAGGCCUCGAUAUCCUCGGUGAAGUCAAAUCUCCAAGCGGAACGUCCAUCCAAUUCCAGUGGCCCUUCCAGUUCCGACAUAUGAAACACAUCGACACGGCAUUGAGCACGUCCUUCUUGAUUGCAUUGCUGGGGUUCUUUGAAUCUUCUGUCGCGGCAAAAAGCAUCGGAGAAGGGGGCCAAGUUAAGCACAUAACGCUCAGCGCGAAUCGUGAAAUGAUUGCUCUGGGCACUGCGAACAUUGUCGGGGGCUGCUUCAUGGCCUUACCUGCAUUCGGUGGUUAUGGAAGGAGUAAAGUCAACGCUUCGACCGGAGGUACCACGCCAAUGAGCAGCAUUCUCCUCAGCCUCAUCACCUUGAUAUCAGUACUGUUCGUCGUUCCCUAUUUCUACUACCUCCCCAAGGGCGUUCUUUCUGCCAUGGUUUCGGUCGUCGCAUACUCUCUCAUCGAAGAAUGUCCUCAUGACAUCAAGUUUUUCCUCAGAAUUAGAGGCUGGACGGAGCUGUCACUCAUGACGAUUAUCUUUGUGGCGACGGUUUUCUAUUCUUUGACCGUCGGAAUGGCACUCGGCAUCGGCUUGUCCUUACUGGCGUUGAUCCGCCACGCAACGAAGCCCAGGAUUCAAAUUCUCGGAAAAGUGCCUGGGACGACAAACCAAUUCGAAAAUGCAGAACUUACACCCGAGAAUAUAGAAUAUAUCGAAGGUUGUCUGAUUGUCAAGAUCCCCGAACCCCUCACCUUUGCGAACACCGGAGAAUUGAAAAAUCGACUCCGGCGGCUAGAGCAAUACGGCACCAAUGCUGCUCACCCUUCCCUGCCACGAGUGCGCCACGAGGAUAACAACCGCAAUGUUAUAUUUGAUGUGCACGGCGUCACCACAAUCGACGGCUCCGGAACCCAGGUCUUUACUGAAAUCGUGGAGGAUUAUGUCAGGCGUGGCAUUCGCGUCAUUUUCUGCAGAUUACCCCAGAGACGGAGUCAAGUCUACAAGCGGUUUGAAAAGAGCGGCAUUGUCGACCUGGUGGGCGGCACAAGAUACUUUGUGGGCAGUGUUGAGGAGGCACUGAGGCUGAGUGAAGCGGAAGACCUGGAAGAAUAUUUCGAAGAGAGACUGCACGGGCAUCAGCAUCAUUAG
This is a messenger RNA of Fonsecaea pedrosoi CBS 271.37, 2511 nucleotides long. RefSeq lists its product as uncharacterized. The record is from RefSeq and is a predicted model, not a curated record. Gene Ontology annotation, biological process: transmembrane transport. Gene Ontology annotation, molecular function: sulfate transmembrane transporter activity. Bases 1 to 2511 code for a protein of 836 amino acids. Gene Ontology annotation, cellular component: membrane. The transcript has 2 exons. NCBI's taxonomy places the organism in Eukaryota, Fungi, Ascomycota, Eurotiomycetes, Chaetothyriales, Herpotrichiellaceae.